CAGGAAGGAAGGACCUAGCACUGAACGACUUGGCAAAGCAAAUCCCAUUGUGUUCUCUGAACUGGGAUGUCCCAGAGGUUCUUAAGCCUAGGCAAACUCUGGGGCGAACCCAGGGAAGGAGGCAUAUCUCUGGAGGCAUCCUAGUCUAGAGGACUCAGUAGGCAAAAAGGGAAGCAGAUAUAACUGGACGGAGGAGAGAAAGAGAGGGUAAGGCAGGCAGAUCGCUCCAGCCCUACUCCGGUUUCACUUCGGUUUCAAGGAAGCCCCAGGCUCUCGACUGGCCUCUUCCCUGACCGGUCCGGGGUGACUGUGGCAGACAACGCUGUGCGGCGACCCUUCUGCGGAAAGCCCCUCCCACGGGCUGCCCCGGACCGCCUAUCCAUUCCCCCACCCCCGAUAAAUGCCUCCUGGGCGCUACGCAUCAACUUGCGCCGCGCCUUCCCUCUCGCCCUCGCCCAGACUGGCGAGGAAGGCUGAGUAGGGGUCCCCAGGCGGUGGGGUCCCCUUCCCUGCCCCCGGCCCGAGGCCAUGUCCACGGGCUCUCUGAGCGAUGCCGAAGAAUUUCCCGAGGCGGAGAUUCUGGGCUGCGCGGGCAGCCUGAUAAUGGACCGCCGCCGCUCGCCGCCUCCCCCGCGCGAGAGCCCCGCCGAAGGCUCGGCCGGCGACCGGGGCUCCCCCGGCAAAGGCCGGGGCGCGACGGGCGCGGGCAAGGCGCGGAAGAAAGCGCAGGGCAAGAAGAGCCCGCUGGGAGCCGCAGGCCAGGAGGGCAAGCAGGUCCAGCGGAACGCGGCCAACGCCCGCGAGCGGGCUCGCAUGCGAGUGCUGAGCAAAGCCUUCUCGCGCCUCAAGACCACCCUGCCCUGGGUGCCGCCGGACACCAAACUCUCCAAGCUCGACACGCUCCGCCUGGCCUCCAGCUACAUCGCCCACCUGAGGCAGAUCCUGGCCAGCGACAAGUACGAGAACGGCUACCUCCACCCGGUCAAUUUGACAUGGCCCUUUAUGAUUGCUGGCAAACCAGAGAAUGAGCUGAAAGAAGCAGUGAACACAACUCGGUUGUGUGGCCCUACCGCAUCCUGACCCAGGAUUUUCAAGCAUGAGAAAACCACUCUUCUAUGUGGAUGAAUGCAUUCGUGCAUGUGUGUAUGAAUGGGGGAGGCAUUUAAAGGAGGCAGCAAACUGUUUUCUCAUGGAAAAAAAAAUCCUAAAACUGAAAAGAAGACCAAAUAUACUAUGCCAAAGGAAAAUGAAGCAAAGAACAUAUAUUUAACUUUAUUAACUUGUAUAUAUAUUUGAAUAUCCUGCAGCAACGCCUUGCUGGUCCAAGUGCUGUUCUCUGGAUCCAACCAGAAUUUGCAAUUUUCUAUCUUUGUGUACUCCACCUUGUGAAAGACGGCGAUUCCUAGAAUCAAUUAUUCUGAAAUCACAUCUCUCUAAAAGAAUACACAUUAAAGAUAUUCUAUGAAUAUAUUUUCUUCAAA
Candoia aspera is the source of this 1481-nucleotide messenger RNA. It is a transcript of the gene TCF21, whose product is annotated as transcription factor 21. Lineage: Eukaryota; Metazoa; Chordata; Lepidosauria; Squamata; Candoiidae. Gene Ontology annotation, molecular function: protein dimerization activity; RNA polymerase II transcription regulatory region sequence-specific DNA binding; DNA-binding transcription factor activity, RNA polymerase II-specific. Gene Ontology annotation, biological process: developmental process; regulation of transcription by RNA polymerase II. The transcript is spliced from 2 exons. The coding region runs from base 529 to 1080 and encodes 183 amino acids. The record is from RefSeq and is a predicted model, not a curated record.